Molecule: messenger RNA, 1636 nt
Organism: Biomphalaria glabrata
Lineage: Eukaryota; Metazoa; Mollusca; Gastropoda; Planorbidae
Product: allograft inflammatory factor 1-like
Exons: 7
Coding region: 285-734 (149 amino acids)
Biological process (GO): ruffle assembly; actin filament bundle assembly
Cellular component (GO): actin filament; ruffle membrane
Molecular function (GO): actin filament binding; calcium ion binding
Source: RefSeq, a predicted model, not a curated record
AUUUGUUGACUCGAGUUACCAGGAAGAGAAAUACCAAACGGAUAUUUAAGCUGUUAGUCGUUUCAGAUUAGUUACACUGGGCGAUACUUGUAGAGAGGCUAAAUCUGUGCUGCUAAUUGGUACAUUUUGUUGAUUCAUACUCAGGAGGAUAUCUACGUUAAACUGGUGACUGAUUCUUUACAGGAUAUAACUUGAACAAUAGAGACAUUUAACCACUACAAUAGACUUCAAGCCCCAGAGGCUUUGAUAAACAAGCCCUUUGAUUGGACCCUUCAGCUUUCAUCAUGCCUGCUUUUAACCCGACAGAUAAACAGGGAGGAAAAGCUUUUGGUGAGUACAUGGCAAAAUGGGAGGCUCAAUUGGAUGAGAUCAACAAGGAAUUUUUAAAUGAUGAGUUUUUCAAUGAUGACGAGGAGCUUUCAUUCAAAUUACAAGAGUAUAAAGCCAAAUUUAUUGAAUGUGACCAAGAUUUAUCUGGUGACUUAGAUGUUAUGGAUGUGAAAUAUCUGCUCCAGAAAUUAGGUCAAGCUAAGACCCACCUGGAGGUGAUAAGUAUGAUCAAAGAGGUCGACUCAACACACAAAGAUGCAAUCAACUACAGAGACUUUGUUAGGAUGAUGCUGGGACCAAAAUCUUCAAUACUCAAAAUUAUUCUUCUGUUUGAAGGACUCGGCAAACCAAAAGAAAAACCAAAAGGGCCUCCACCAAAACGAGAUCUGGCCAGUCUGCCCUGAAUUCCCAGCACGAAACUUUUGUUACCAGUAUUACAGUCAGACUUGGUUUGUUCAAACUAUUGUAUGAUGAUAUCUGUUUACAAGUAUUUGCUCAAAAAAACAAACUCAAACAUUGGAAAAGUUGACACGACUUUUCACUUACUUUUGACUAUUUCAUUUAGCAGCAAAAUUGAUCAAAUAUUGUUUGUAACUUUACUUAUGAUAUAGAAAGUAAUAGAUUACUUAUGAUAUAGAAAAUAACAUAUUACUGAUGAUAUAGAAAAUAACAGAUUUUAGUUAAAACAAUGAGAAACUUGUUAUUUUCAAUAGAACUAAUUGGGCUGCUAUUUUUUUUCUAUUUAGGACAACAAUUUUAUCAUAAAAAUGUUCUGUUGUAUUCAGUUAAACUUUAUUAUAGAUGCUUAGAAUUUUUAACAAUUAAGAAUAUGUUCUAAUUUAAAUGACAUGAUAUUUAUUUAGCACACUUUACUGUAAGUCUAUUUAUUGAUCUUAAAAACUAUGAUACAAAAUAGUCACAUUGAUAUUUGAAAAUGUCUAGUAUGAAUGGAAUGUCAUAUGCAUGAUCUCUAACAGAAAUGUAAUUGUAAUGAAACUGUAAUGUAAUAGUAAUGACUGAUUGUAUUGUUUCACAUAAUAAUGAAAUUAGUGUGAAAGUUUUUAGUUAAUAGUAGAAUAUACCAAUGGAACCUUUCUGCGUUUUCAUUUGAAUUGAUGUUGAAAAUGUAAAUGUAUAAUUAUAACUUUUUUCUAGUAUGUACCAAAUGUUAUUGAUUUGAUCUUUAGUACUCAUUAGUUUCAUGUCAUACUUUUGACAAUCAAAAUGACUUUAUUUUUUAUGACUUUAUUUACUGCUUGUUAAACAUGUUUUGUUUUUUCUUCAAUAAAAAUAUGUGUUUAAUUUC